Syngnathoides biaculeatus (alligator pipefish) is the source of this 1194-nucleotide messenger RNA. RefSeq names its product CASP8 and FADD-like apoptosis regulator. The transcript is spliced from 7 exons. The coding region runs from base 202 to 882 and encodes 226 amino acids. Gene Ontology annotation, biological process: negative regulation of extrinsic apoptotic signaling pathway via death domain receptors. The record is from RefSeq and is a predicted model, not a curated record. NCBI's taxonomy places the organism in Eukaryota, Metazoa, Chordata, Actinopteri, Syngnathiformes, Syngnathidae. Gene Ontology annotation, molecular function: protein binding.
CAAGACGCCUUGAUCCCAUUUCGAGUUGUGCACACCUUCACGGCUGAACCGCUUCCAGUUGGUGGUGUAUUAUUUUUUAACAGCAUUCUCAGUGUUUCACGCUGGAAAUCCAAGCGAAGUAUUUCGACGAGUAGUGAGUUGAGAGCUCACAUUUUUCCACAAGUUUUGGAAUACCUUCGUCGUUUAUGACCCGCCGACGCUAUGACUUUACAAUUCCUACGAGUGAGAAUGGAUGUUUAUCGUCAAAACCAACGCUUCGAGCCACUUCGUGCCUCGAUGGAAGCUCCUGAUCCAGAAAUGCUUUGUGCUAUUCACCAAAUCUCAGAAGCCCUCGGCAGCUACGAACGCUCCAAGAUUCUCUACUUGUGCGAGAUUUCGGACACAGACAAUACAGCUGCGCAUAUAAAGGAGACUCUUAAGUCCAAAGUCAAGAGUUACAACAAAGGGCGUCUGUUUUUGGCUGAGCUCAUGCUACAUUUGGGGAGAUAUGACAUCCUCAGGCAGGUGUUUGGGUUCAGCCGGGACGAUGUGGAGAGAGCUUUGAGAUCCAAGAAGGUUCUACCCAGAUUCAGAGUUCUGAUGACUCACAUCAGCGAGGACAUGGCCAAGGAUGAUGUGAGCAGUGUGAAGUUUCUUCUGGGUCACAUGCUACCACGUAAGAAAAUGGAAACUGCCAAGGAUUUCCUGGACUUGGUUGUCGAACUCGAGCACGUGGGGAAGGUUUCCCCAACAAGGGUGGACCUUUUGGAGGAAUGUUUAAUGGACGUCGGCAGGGUAGACCUGGCCAAAAAGCUCAAGGUGUACAAGAUGUCAGUCAAUGCGCCAGCAGUACCCGAGGAAGUGAUGCGCCACCCUUGCCAGGAGAGUCCAGUCAGUCGGUAAACAUUCGCCAGUGACCCCAGAGGGGAGUGCGUAAUCAUAGACUGCGUGGGGAAUGACGGAGAGAUGAUGGCGCACGCAUUUAAGUCACUGCACUUCAAUGUGACCCUGCAUAAAUGGCUAAACCUGGUCGAGACGGUCUCAACGCUCAGAAAAGUCUUCCAAAGGAGUCCGGACCGCAGCGGCGACGGCUUCGUCUGCUGCAUCAUCAGCCGGGCGAUCGACAAUCGCCUCCAGGCCACGGACAUGAACUGCGAAGGCCUCCGUCCGGAAGAUGUACGGCGCUUUUUCAACGGCGAUGCCUGUCCGGCGCUG